Lodderomyces orthopsilosis Co 90-125 is the source of this 1092-nucleotide messenger RNA. RefSeq names its product Fcr3p (gene FCR3). Bases 1 to 1092 code for a protein of 363 amino acids. NCBI's taxonomy places the organism in Eukaryota, Fungi, Ascomycota, Pichiomycetes, Serinales, Debaryomycetaceae. The transcript has a single exon. The record is from RefSeq and is a predicted model, not a curated record. Gene Ontology annotation, cellular component: RNA polymerase II transcription regulator complex. Gene Ontology annotation, molecular function: DNA-binding transcription activator activity, RNA polymerase II-specific; transcription cis-regulatory region binding.
AUGUCCUUUAAUACUCAAAGUACGCCUAUGUUUUGGAACAAUGAACAAUAUCUGACGCCUAAUUUGGCUAACCGGAAACAGGAAGGUGACCCAUAUGGAGAAGUUGCCGAAUUUGCAGAGUUGAACCAAGAGAAUAUCGCUUCGUUCAACCAGCAACAAAAUGAACCAUGUGAUCCAUUACAUGGCCAAUCUGAGCAAAUGCAAUAUAACAUACCAAAUUUUCAAGAUACAAAUGACAAUUUUGCAUUUCAAGACCAACAACUAGCAUAUGCUGCUCCUCAGAACGGAUAUCCUUAUCACGAUAUACCGCCACAGAAUUCAACUCAUAAUUCACAGGGCAAUGUAAGUUAUAUCUCCAAUGACUUGUCCCCACAUCAUGUCAAUAACAACCAUCUUGCUUCACCCGGUACCUCGGAGACAUCAGCAAAUUAUGACAUUGACAAAAAAGUCUUGAGUGAGCAGGUCAAUGGAAACAAAAGAAAGUCAAAAAGGCAGUUGUUAGAUGAAGAGGAUGCAGUAUUAAUCGCUAGGGAUGAUUCCGAAUUAACUGAAGAGGAAUUGCAGUUGAAGAGGAAGGCGCAAAAUAGAGCUGCCCAGCGUGCGUUUAGAGAGCGUAAAGAAACCAAGUUGAAAGAAUUGGAAGCCAAAUUAUUACAGAGUGAAGAAGAGAGACAGAAAUUGAUGGAACAACUCGAGAUAAUCAGGAAGCAAAAUUUGUCUAUCAGUACAGAGAAUGAGAUUUUGAGAACUAAUGAAGGCUCACUAAUAGCAAGUAAAGCACCAGUAAACAAAUUUCAUUUCCCACAAUCACAAGAUGAUUUUAUCAAUGAGAUAACCCGUGGUACCAACCAUCAGGUGAAAAGAGAUUCCAUCAAUAAAGUGUACGACAAUUCUGAAGGCGAAAAAUUGCUAGCUCUUGGGGCAGUAUGGGACUAUCUACAGAUCAAAGCCGAGGAGGCAAAUUUGGAUUUGACAACCAUUGAUUUCAAUGAAGUUAUGGAUAAGUUGAAAGGUAAUGAGAAAUGUCAUGGAUAUGGUCCUGCAUACCCUUUGAGUUUAGUUCGGCAAGCUGUGGAGGCCAGCUUCAAGUGA